AAACAAGAAGCGACAACAACUGCUAAAACAGACCGCCUACAACCCGCCUCCCCCGGCCGUUGUUUUUAAAGUUUUGUCCAACCUGAAGAAGCGCUUCUUUAGGCGCCACCGGCCGCCACCAUUCCUAUGCCAGCCCGCAAGGGGCUGCUCGCGCCCCAGAACACAUUCCUGGACACAAUUGCCACACGGUUCGAUGGCACGCACUCGAACUUUGUGCUCGGCAAUGCGCAGGCAAAUGGCAAUCCAAUUGUUUAUUGCUCGGAUGGGUUCGUGGACUUGACAGGAUAUUCACGCGCGCAAAUUAUGCAAAAGGGCUGCUCAUGUCAUUUCCUUUACGGGCCGGAUACAAAAGAGGAGCACAAGCAGCAAAUUGAGAAAAGUCUUUCAAAUAAGAUGGAACUAAAAUUGGAAGUUAUUUUCUACAAAAAGGAAGGUGCUCCUUUUUGGUGUCUUUUUGAUAUUGUGCCCAUUAAGAAUGAGAAGCGGGAUGUGGUUUUGUUCCUGGCCUCGCACAAGGACAUCACGCACACUAAAAUGCUGGAGAUGAAUGUGAACGAGGAAUGUGAUAGCGCUGCACUCCUGGGCGCUAGAUUCCGUGCCGGCUCCAAUGCCGGCAUGCUGGGAUUGGGCGGCCUGCCCGGCCUGGGCGGACCGCCGCCUGGCGAUGGCAGCGACGCGGAUAUUGGUGAAGGCAACAAUUUGGAUGUACCUGCCGGCUGUAAUAUGGGACGACGUCGCAGUCGUGCGGUUCUAUAUCAGCUAUCCGGUCAUUAUAAGCCCGAGAAGGGCGGUGUCAAAACCAAAUUGAAGCUGGGCAAUAAUUUUAUGCAUUCAACUGAGGCACCAUUUCCCGAAUACAAAACGCAAUCGAUAAAGAAGUCACGCUUGAUUUUGCCCCAUUACGGCGUAUUCAAAGGCAUAUGGGAUUGGGUCAUACUGGUCGCCACCUUCUAUGUGGCAUUGAUGGUCCCAUACAAUGCCGCAUUUGCCAAGGCGGAUCGUCAGACCAUGGUCUCCGAUGUCAUUGUGGAGGCGCUCUUCAUUGUCGAUAUUUUAUUGAAUUUUCGCACAACCUUUGUCUCGCGCAAAGGUGAGGUCGUAUCCAAUUCAAAACAGAUUGCCAUAAAUUAUUUUCGUGGCUGGUUUGCCCUGGAUUUAUUGGCCGCCCUGCCCUUUGAUCAUCUCUAUGCCUCCGAUUUGUACGACGGCGAGGAAUCGCACAUUCAUCUUGUCAAAUUGACGCGUUUGUUGCGCCUGGCGAGGCUAUUGCAAAAAAUUGAUCGAUAUUCACAGCACACGGCUAUGAUUCUGACGCUGCUAAUGUUUUCAUUCACGGUGGCGGCUCACUGGCUGGCCUGCAUCUGGUAUGUCAUCGCCGUAAAGGAAUACGAGUGGUUUCCCGAGAGCAACAUUGUCUUGUUCACAGGUUGGUUGCAGCUGCUCGCCGAGAGAAAAAACGCGUCCGUUGCCAUACUGACAACGGCUGAAACUUACUCGACAGCCUUGUAUUUUACAUUCACCAGCCUCACAUCGGUGGGCUUUGGCAAUGUAUCGGCCAAUACAACGGCCGAGAAGGUUUUCACCAUUAUAAUGAUGCUGAUUGGCGCUCUGAUGCAUGCCGUGGUCUUUGGUAAUGUUACUGCCAUCAUACAACGCAUGUACUCACGUCGAUCCCUCUAUGAGAGCAAAUGGCGCGACCUCAAGGAUUUCGUGGCACUGCAUAAUAUGCCAAAGGAGCUGAAGCAGCGCAUUGAGGACUACUUUCAAACUUCAUGGUCGCUCAGUCAUGGCAUUGAUAUCUACGAGACGCUACGCGAAUUUCCGGAGGAGCUGCGUGGAGAUGUCUCCAUGCAUUUACAUCGUGAAAUAUUACAGUUGCCGAUAUUCGAGGCAGCCUCACAGGGCUGCCUGAAAUUGUUGUCACUGCACAUAAAGACUAACUUUUGUGCACCCGGCGAAUAUUUGAUACACAAAGGCGAUGCACUCAACUAUAUAUAUUAUCUGUGCAAUGGCUCAAUGGAAGUGAUCAAGGACGACAUGGUUGUUGCCAUUCUGGGCAAGGGCGAUCUCGUUGGCUCGGACAUCAAUGUGCAUCUGGUCGCCACGAGUAACGGCCAAAUGACUGCUACCACCAAUAGUGCUGGCCAGGAUGUCGUUGUGCGUAGCAGCAGCGACAUAAAGGCGCUCACCUACUGCGAUUUAAAGUGCAUACACAUGGGCGGUCUGGUGGAGGUGCUGCGUCUGUAUCCGGAGUACCAGCAGCAGUUUGCGAACGACAUACAGCACGACCUGACAUGCAAUUUGCGGGAGGGCUACGAGAAUCAGGACUCGGAUAUUGGUCCGUCAUUUCCUCUGCCGAGCAUUAGCGAGGACGAUGAGAAUCGCGAGGAGGCCGAGGCGGCUGAGCAGGAUAAGGAUCACAAUGGUGUCGGUGCUGGUGCCGGUGCCGGUCCUGGGAUUGCAGGUGUUAAUCCGCUAUCGGCGUCGCCGUCGCCACAGCAUCACAGCAUCACACGUUCUCCGCUGCUGGGCAUGAACAGUCCCAGGCAUCAGCGAUUGCAUCAGCGUGGCAGCUCAUUGAUUACGCUGCGUGAUAGGAACAAGCGACAGCGUCCGCUGAACAUGGCCAGCAGCUUGGAUCGCAACUCGUUCGAGGAGGUGGACUCAUCCGUUGAGGAGGAGGCGGGCGGCAAACGGCCGUCGCUGGAGCGUCUCGACUCGCAGGUAUCCACCCUGCAUCAGGAUGUGGCCCAACUGAGUGUGGAGGUGCGCAAUGCCAUUAGCGCGCUGCAGGAAAUGACUUUUUCAUCCGGUGCCAUGAACUCGCACGGCUCCCUCAAAUUUCCACCGGCUCGCUCCAUACCCAACAUCAGCGGUGUGGCAGCAGCACGAGCCGGACUGGGAUUAGGCAGUGGCGAUACACAGCUUAUGGGCGGCAUAAUUUCCUUAGGUGGCGGCGGCGCGGAGGCAUCGGCAGGCAUGCAACGCAGUUCGUCGCAUCCACCCGAGGUGUGGGGCAGAGAGAUGCAGCUGCCGGCUAGAGGUUCGGCGUGCAGCUCCAAGGCCGCCUCGCCGGCGAGCGUGGAGGCUCCAACGAAGACGAGUCGCAGCUCGCAAACCGAUUUCUAUCGCAUCGAUUUUCCCACCUUCGAGCGCUUCGUUUUGGCCAAUCCGCGUCUGGUGUUGGGUCUGCUGGGCAUUGAGCCGGCCAUCAAGAGUGAAAUAGAGCUGCUGCAGCAGAAGCAAACGUUGCAAAUCUCGCCACUGAACACCAUCGAUGAGUGCGCAUCCCCACUGACGACGGAGGCCAACUUGAACAGCUCCAAGGAGCGUUUGCUUGGCAAUCAAACGCCAGCCGCUGGACGCGUCUAUCCGCCCCUGGACGAUGAGAACUCCAAUGAUUUUCGCUGGACCAUGAAGCACUCGGCGAGUCAUCAGAGUUGCUGCCGGAGCACCGAUGCACUACUAACGCCCGAGGAACAGCCCUCUGCUCCCCAGGAGCAGCCACUGGAGCAACAAGUACAACAACUCCAGCAACUACAGCAGCAGCAGCAGCAGCACCAGCAGCAGCGGAUUAAGCGCAGCAUUCGUCGCAGUGGCAGCGGAGGCAGCAACUCCAGUUUAUCCAGCAGCAGUUCCAGUUCCAACAACUGCCUGGUCUCGCAGAGCACAGGAAAUCUGAACGCCACCACCGCAAACACAACGAACGCCUCGGUUCACUGCAGCAACAGCAGCCACAGUGUGGCGAAUGCACGACGUGCCUCCUGGAAGCUGCAACAUUCGCGCAGCGGUGAAUAUCGUCGCCUGUCCGAGGCAAAUGCCCAAUACUCGCCACCGGCCAAGGUGCCGCUGCCAGUGCCCGUACCCGUGCCCGUGGCAACGGCAGCAGACAACUAUGGCCAGGAUGAGGAGGAGAUUGUGGAGCUGUUGGGUCCGCGGCGUAGUUCACGGGGCACCCUCCCUCAUCCCUCGAUGGCCGAGGUGGGUGGUCGGUUUCUGUUGGGCGUGCACAGUGGGGCAAGUCAGCAGACAAUGAAUUUUCGCUUCUCAGCUGGCGAUGCGGACAAACUGGAGAAGGGACUGCGUGGAUUGCCAUCCACGCGUUCAUUGCGCGAUCCCAGCGCCAAGUAAGCGGAGAGCGGAGGGUGUCCCUGGAAUUUCCUGUUACGCAAAGGAAACGACUAGGUGGGGUUGGGUUGGGUUGGGUUAAAUUAUGGGCUCAGGGUUGCCAACAAAAAACGUGGGCAAAUUGGUAUGUGUGGAGUCGCUUACACGCAUGCCGACGUGCGUGAUUUAUUUCCUAAUUAAUACUGAAAUACGAAGACGCUUGUACUUUUAAUAUCUAUAAGAUAUCUACAGAUACAGUUACUUACACCUUGAUUAUUUAACUAUUGCGUUUAGGUUUUGUCCAAUUGCAGAAUAUAACAACACACAGUGAUUUGCGUUAAGUAACUCUUCAGUUCAAUUGUUGUCCACACUCAAUACAAUUCGAGUUGGCGUCAAUGCAAUUAUGCUGAAGCUUUCAAAUUUGUUUCUAAAGCUGAUUUGAAAGUUAAGCUUAUAACUUAAAUAAAUUAUAAAAUAUAUCCUGCUUUCCAAGAAUAAUUCAAAGAUUAAGUAACAUUUCUGGCGUCAUUAAAACUUAAGUCUUGUUUACUUUACUUAUAAGAAAGGGAGAUUGGUCAAGAGAGCAAAGUAAUUAUGUAAACAAAGCAUAUUUAUUCCUAGCAUAUCAGAGUAUUAUCUAUGACAUAAAAUAUAUUUUUUAAGACUUAAGCCAAAUAAAACAAACAAAACUCGAAACUGUGCAAAUAUUGCGUGAGGCUGUCAAUGAGAAGUGCAAAACCGAAAAUCACCAAAUUAUAAAUAAUAAAUGGACUCGGAUGUAUGUAUAUUUUACUAUGCGGCUAGCAAGCAUUGUGGCAAUGCACUUAUGCAACACACACCAACACAUACACAUAUACAUAAGCCUAUAAAAAUAAAAACAUGAAUAUUGACUAUUUAUUGCAAAACAAAUAUUGUAUAUCUGAAUGUUAAUUGUCAACUACAGGAACUUGAUGUAUUUAUGUAUUAUAAAAAAGGUAGAAUAAUAAUAAUUCCUUAAUGUGCAAAAAUUUGUCAGAUAAUAAAUUGUGAGGUCGGCAGUACAAAAUAACACAUUAAAAAAUAUAUAAAACACAUAUUUUGUUGGGCAGACAAACAUAUAUAGUAUACAGUAGGGAGAAAAUUGAUAAGCUGGAGCUUAAUAUAAAAAAUUAAAUACUAUUUAAACAAUUGUUAAAUACUUAAA
Molecule: messenger RNA, 5290 nt
Organism: Drosophila grimshawi
Lineage: Eukaryota; Metazoa; Arthropoda; Insecta; Diptera; Drosophilidae
Gene: Elk
Product: potassium voltage-gated channel subfamily H member 8
Exons: 16
Coding region: 127-4131 (1334 amino acids)
Biological process (GO): potassium ion transmembrane transport; regulation of membrane potential
Cellular component (GO): membrane
Molecular function (GO): voltage-gated potassium channel activity
Source: RefSeq, a predicted model, not a curated record